AUGGGAAUUCGCUUGUUGAUUUUUAUGUGUCUCAUGAUUAUGAUUAGUGCGCUACCGAACCCUGAACAAAGAAACAGAAGAGAUGUGAUGGAUACAAUUAAGCAAGCUGGGGACGAGGUGGCGAAGACUCUGAAUGACGCUGGGGAUGCUGUAGUUCAGGUGUUCAAACCAACAGAGAAAAACGUUUUAGACAAAAUGGCGGAUGGAAUAAAGGGACUUGCUGAUUAG
Pieris macdunnoughi is the source of this 228-nucleotide messenger RNA. NCBI's taxonomy places the organism in Eukaryota, Metazoa, Arthropoda, Insecta, Lepidoptera, Pieridae. The record is from the annotation of a GenBank genome assembly.